This is a messenger RNA of Folsomia candida, 4393 nucleotides long. Its product is annotated as poly(A) RNA polymerase gld-2 homolog A. Gene Ontology annotation, molecular function: poly(A) RNA polymerase activity. The coding region runs from base 144 to 2786 and encodes 880 amino acids. The transcript has 8 exons. Gene Ontology annotation, cellular component: cytosol. NCBI's taxonomy places the organism in Eukaryota, Metazoa, Arthropoda, Collembola, Entomobryomorpha, Isotomidae. The record is from RefSeq and is a predicted model, not a curated record.
UGUAUAUUCGUUGCUGAUAGAUAGAGUAAAUUUCAAUAUAUAGUUCAAAAAGACAACUAUCCUAGUCAUCCAGCAAUUGAAAAGACGGACAGAGAGGUUCGGGGGUGGGUGUAUGUAUGUAGUUUGGUCAAGCAAAGAGGAACAUGAAGUCUUGGUUGAGACAUGGUUCCAGAUCGCCGAGUCUGAGCUCAAGUGGGGAUUGGCAAGAAGAUGAACAAUCAAUGUCGUCAAAAUAUUCUUUCAGUCACAAUUCCAUCACUGAAAAUGGCUCAAACAGUGGUGGUGUGCUGCUUCACCACCAAGAGCCAGUAAUCUCACUGGUAGAAUGCCAAAACAAUUUGGCUGAAUCAGUCCAGGAUUCCACUUCAAAUGGUGCAUGCGGUCCUAGCAGUGGGGGCGGAGGGACCGGCAGGCGGCAGUAUUCUGCAGAGUACAAAGACUACGAGCCCGAAGAUGGCAAAGAUGAUAAAAAAAGUUAUCAUCACAACAACAAUCAUUACCGCUACAAUAAUCAACAAAACUGUUCAACAGGAUUUUAUGGACAGCAGUACGGUAAUAAUAACAAUGGAAGGCGAAACAAUCUCUAUAAUCACCGCCAAUACGGCAACAACAAUGGAUAUGGAGGAGGAUAUAACAAUCAACGGAGACAGUACACCAACAACAAUAAUUUCAAUAACUACAACGGUUUUCGAAAUUAUAGGAAUAACAGGAGACAAUUUCAACCUCAUACUGAUUACUACCACCACCACCACCACAACAACAAUCACCAGUAUCACAAUAAUUAUCCCCACGACAGUACUAAUAAUGGCUACUACCCCCGGGGUGGCACAAGGGGGUUCUCAGAUUUUUACACUAAUAGUUAUCGUCGAAACAACAACAGUGGAGCAGGUACUCCUCUGUCUUCUCCCGAAUUCGAAGAGUUUCUCCCAUGGGCACCUAAACGUGGGUGUGCUCCUCUAGAAACCGGAACCUUCUACACGGGAGGAAACUACUGCAACUCAAAUUCAAGGAAUUGUAGCCCGGACAAUAGCCCUACAAGCGACAUUAGCGGAGGGUUUCCAGUUACCGGGCAAACACGUGACAUUGUUCUUAAUAACGGUAGCAUCAUAACAGCCCAGAACCUUGGACCUUAUGAUUAUUUGGUCGGGAAUCAGCAGCAGAGCAUCAGCAAUAAUAACAGCGGUUUUCCCUACUCUCCAUACACGGGGAACUAUUUGUAUGGUUGUACUUCUAUCAGCACUGCAAGUGCUUGCGAGCGAGAAUCAGCAAGCAAUAAAAGUAUUAUGGUAACUCAAGUAAUGGGACCUCCUCCUCCUCCCCCUUCCGUGUCAACCACAUCAUCCCGAGCUGCGAGUCGCACCGAUAGCCCUGCUGCAGAGACAGCAACGGACUGGCCUGAUGACUCUACGGAUGGUAGCGACUCUGAAGGCGCUGGCACCUCAUUGAGUACCAGGUCUCAAUCUCCCGAAGAAUAUACUGAUCUAACAUUGUCAAAUGAUGCAAGCUUCAGAUUUUACGACAACUUUGGCGUCAUUGGGAAGGAUUUUUCACCAACAACAUUUUGUCUUGGUCUCCCAAAGGGUCGAUUUCCUCACGUAUCUUUCCCACGAGAAUGGUUUGAGGACUUGGAACCAGAUGAAAUUAUCCAACAAUUCAGCAAAGUUGUCGACCCAAAAGAAAAACCAUUCAAUGUUAUUGUGGAGAGCACCUUUACGGCGUUGGACGUGGCCAUUUGGACCAAGUUUGUGGAGAAUCAACAAACAAUGGAAACGUUCCGAAAGAAGGUUGAACUGUGGAGAGAUGUAUACCGUUUGGUCCGAUUCAUGAACUUUACUCCGGAAUUCAAAUAUGACGCAAGAAACUUUCCAUUUUUCGGACUGCAAGUGGUUGGUUCAACAAUGUCAGGAUUUGGUAGUAAUGCUAGCGAUGUAGACAUGUGUUUGGUUAUCAGAGACACUGAAGUGGAUCAACGUUACGAGGCUGUAGAGCGACUUCAGGCUUUGUCACAAACCUUGAGCUCUCUUCCAUUCGUGGAGAAUGUUGAGAUGAUUUAUGCCAAAGUACCAAUUCUCAAAUUUCGGGACUCUAAUCGACGACUUGAUGUUGAUCUCAACUGCAACAAUUUCGUGGGAAUUCGUAACACUCAUUUGUUGUACGCUUAUGCACAAAUGGAUUGGCGCUUGAAACCACUGGUGCUCAUAGUCAAGUUGUGGGCUCAAUUUCAUGGCAUCAACGACGCCAAGAUGAUGACAAUUUCAAGCUACUCUCUCGUAUUAAUGGUAAUCCAUUUUCUUCAGCAUGGGCUUGAUGAGCCGGUCCUUCCCAACUUACAGAAAGAAUAUCCAGAGAAAUUCAGCAAUUCCACUUCAAUCCUGUUGAUAAAAAUUCAUGAAGAAAUGCCGACAUGGAAAAGCAAGAAUGAAAUGGGUCUCGGGGAGCUGCUGAUUCUUUUCUUGGAAUAUUAUUCUAGAAAGUUUGAUUACACGAGGAACGUGAUCUCAGUUCGUGUGGGUGGUACAAUUACUAUGCGACAGGCGGCUAACCAUAAAUCUAACAAGAACGACUUUCAUUCAUGGAAGCUAUUAUGUGUGGAAGAACCGUUUGAUCGUACCAAUACUGCCCGGUCAGUUUACGAUAGGCUGAUCUUUGAGAGAAUCAUUGUCAUAUUUUACGUAUCCUGGCAAAGAUUGCUGGUAACUCGACUACUCGAUUCCAUAUUUACACCGUUCCCAGAAGAAGAAAUUCGGUCUGUUGUAAGCAUCGUCGCCGCUAGACUACUUCGUUGAUUGAUGGUGAGAUCAUGCAUAUAUCUGUGGUCGUUCUCCUCUUUCUCUCUCUCUCUUUCAAACGUCUACAACUUCGCAGUAAUUAUAAAGUGUAUGUGAUAUAUUAGUUAUUCUGAUUUCUGAAAUUUGGUCUCGUUUCCACUGUAGUAUUCAUUACAGAAAUUCAAGAAUUUAGCGCAUUAUAAAUUCAGUUCAUGUUUUCAAGUUUUUUUUAAUGCUACGGCAGCCAAUAUAAUAUCGUUAGUUUUCCACCACUUCCUAUUAUCACACAUCACACACACACAAUACUUCAUGUUUUCUGCUUAAUUUGUGCCGUAGAAAUUAUAGAAACACUAUCAGUACUAUAAAAGAACAAUACAUGAAGAAGGGAACCUGGAUAAUAAUAUGAACUAUUCUUACCAUGUAAAUAACCACCAUGAAGAUUAACUACUAUUCUGUAUACCCUACGUCCCUCUUUUUCUAUGUUGUGCUAUCAAAUAAGAAACUAAUUAAUGUUUUUGUCGACAAAUUAUGUACUACAACUGAUAGCGUAGUGGUGGCUGUGUGUGAUAGUUCAGAUUAAAAAAUUACUCAAUAUAAAUUUGUUUCUCAUGUCGGCAGCAAGUUUUACGAAACGAAUACUUGGCUGUGUUUGUAAGUUAUAUAAGAUGGUAAUAGUCGAAAUUCGAAGGGUCUGAACAAUACAAUACAUCUAAACUAUGAAACAAUAAUUUGUAUCCUCAAUACAUACAUACAAUACAUUCAGAACAAUAUUUACUACCGAAUGACAAUGAUAAUAACCAAAAUGUUUUUAUUAAGUAAAAUGUUUGGAGGAAGAUUACGAAACGAUUACAAUAAUUAUUAUAUUAGUACCAGUAAGUCACAACCUGCAAAUAAGUCGGAUGAGGUUGUGCUGCUGCGCCAAUGACUUUGUCCUAAUCCUAAACCUAAAUCUAAUGUUAUUUAAAUAAACGUAUCAUUCAUUCAUUGUCAAUCCCAUCCAUUACUAUGUAAUAACCUGAAAUGAUGAUCUUAUAGGGAUGAACAAAAACGAUACAUAUCAUGUUCGCCUUUUUUCAUAAAGAAAUGGAUUAAUAUUCCAAAGUUUCAAUCUAGACCUAUCUAUGUACGUAUAAGAAUAUAUUUGUAAUUGACUACGCAAAUUUAUUUAAUACUUAAUCGAAAACUGAAAUUCCAAUCUUAAAAAAAUAUUUUGUCCGGUUAGAACUCUACAUUCGUUCUGUGCCGAUCUGUGAGUCGUCUUUCCAAUCUGAAGGGCGUGGCGGACUUGAAGUGUUUACAUGUUAGAGCUCAAUAAUUCAUGCAUGGCGAAUUUACCGUUAUUAUGAAUUGAUGGCUAUUCUUGUCUUUUCAAUUCCGUCGCCCCUUCAAACCGCAUGUAUUAAGAGAUGAUGAGAUCAUACUAGAUAUUAAGACUACGAAAACCCCUUCUAAUAAUUCAAAUUGGCCUUGUUUUUUUAAUAAUUUAAUGUCACUAUCAAAAUUGUAUUCAACAUAAAUAAUUAUUUAUAGCAUUUAAUUGAUUCAUUGUCUAAUUUGUCAAAGCAUCCAAAAUCAGAAAAAAAGAUUAAAAUUUUAGAAUCGGGCUGUCGUCCCUCCCAAAAAAA